Molecule: messenger RNA, 1536 nt
Organism: Aspergillus alliaceus
Lineage: Eukaryota; Fungi; Ascomycota; Eurotiomycetes; Eurotiales; Aspergillaceae
Product: cytochrome P450
Exons: 6
Coding region: 1-1536 (511 amino acids)
Molecular function (GO): iron ion binding; oxidoreductase activity, acting on paired donors, with incorporation or reduction of molecular oxygen; heme binding
Source: RefSeq, a predicted model, not a curated record
AUGUUUGAAAUUGAAACCCCGUUAGGGAAAACCAGCCUGCAUGCACUUCUCUGUAUAACAGUGCUUCUCUACUGUACGGGACUGAUAGUGUACCGAUUGGUCUUUCAUCCGUUGGCUAGAUUCCCCGGGCCCAAGCUGGCUGGCUUAACGAGUUGGUACGAGUGCUACUAUGACCUUGCAAAGGGAGGAAAGUUUCUCUGGGAAAUUGAGCGGAUGCAUCAGGUAUAUGGCCCUAUCGUCCGAAUUAACCCUAGAGAAAUUCACAUAAAUGACCCUGAAUAUUAUGACGAGAUCUACGCACCAUCCUGGAAGCGCCGGGACAAAGAUGAGGAAUAUGUGAAGCUCGAUGCUGCACCGGGCUCUGUCUUCUCGACCACCCAGCACGACCUCCACCACCGGAGAGCGUCGGCACUACUCCCCUUUCUCUCCAAAAAAUCUAUCCGAAGCAUUGAACCACUCAUUCGGGAAAAAGUCGAUCGGCUCUGUUCAUACUUGGAAACCUGCAUCGAACGCAAAAAAGUCAUUACUGUCAGUAGUGCUGCAAUGGGUUUGACUAUUGAGAUCAUCUCUAACUACGCGUACGGCGAGAGUUAUCCGUGCCUAGAUAGUGAUGUUUUGGGCUCAGAAUGGAAAACAACUCUAGCUGCCGCGAACGAGGAAGCGGCAUUCUUAAGGCAUUUCCCCUGGGUUCAUGGCUUGGUUCAAGUACUCCCAUCGAACAUUGUCGCCUUCCUGAAACCUACAUUGGCUCUUCUCACCCGGUGGCAAAAACAGAUUGACCAGCAGACUGCUUUAGUAUGCCAACAAUACCGGGAUGGAACACUACCGCCUGGGACGAUCUUCUCUGCGAUACUGGAGAGUGACCUGCCUAUUAACGAGAAGGAACCAUGGAGAUUAAAUAGCGAGGCCCAGAAUCUAAUACACGCUGGAAGCGAGACCUCUGCGAAAACACUUGAACUCUGCCUCUUUCACCUUCUUCAUGAUAACGCCAAGUUAAUUAGGUUGAGAGAGGAACUGAGAACUGUUAUGCCCAAGCCAACAACACCUGUUUCGUGGAGUGAGCUUGAGUCACUUCCAUAUAUGGCAGCAGUCGUACGAGAGGGUAUCCGCCUUCAACUAGGAAUUACCACACGGAGCCCCAGAAUCGCCCCGCAUGAGGAUCUGCAAUAUAAGGACUGGAGAAUUCCUGCGGGAACCCCUGUCAGCAUGAUCAGUUGGUUCGUCCACACCAACGAACAGCUAUUUCCUAAUGGUCUGGCAUUCGAGCCUGAGCGCUGGUUGAAGGCUACCGAAGCGGGUUUCAGAUUAGACAAAUAUCUGACCUCAUUCAUGAGAGGAGGCAGACAGUGUUCGGGAAUCAACCUCGCUUACUGCCAGAUCAACCUAAGUCUUGCGAUACUGAUUCGGCGGUUCGAUUUUGAACUAUACAACACUACUCUCACUGACGUUAGUCCUGAUAGGGACUGCUUUGUUGCUUAUCCCCCAAAGGGUAGCCAUGGAACAAGACUCAGAGUUGUAGGUAUCGCGAAGGAUUAA